AUGCAUUUCCGACAUUUCACAUCCGUGGUCGCUUUAAUCUGCGCCCUUCCCCUCUCAUUUUCCUUCGUCAUCGAUCGAUCUGAAAUUGCACCAGACAUCUCUGAGACCAGUGCACUUCAACCACGAGACAAGUAUACUGGAAAUUUUAGGGCACACCUAGGCAAAUCCUCUUACUGUAAUCACAAGACACAAAUAAGGGGCAAUUGCGUAGUCGGAUAUCUACUCGAUAUCAACCCCAGCACCAGAGAUAAAAACAAAACCCCUAUCGAGAUUGGGACAUUUGUGCCCCCGUGCGAUGGAAAUACGCUCACACUCAACCACCCGGACGAUAAGACAAAAUAUCAUGCCCUUGAUGAGAGCUUUGACCUCAGCACAAAGGGCACAAAAUCAAGCUAUCCGAAGGUCGAAAAUUUAAAUCUAAGAGUCGAAGCUUAUGGCGAAUUGAAGGGACCAGCACAUGCCCCUGUUAUCAAGAUUGGAGAUGAAGAGUUGGUUGUUACAAAUAUAACAGACUUGCCGGACGAUUUGGAGAAGCCAAAAAGACGUGGGAGUAAGAUCAUGUGGGCGGCUACUUAUCCUUGUAAUAACUUCUAG
Sclerotinia trifoliorum is the source of this 594-nucleotide messenger RNA. The record is from the annotation of a GenBank genome assembly. Lineage: Eukaryota; Fungi; Ascomycota; Leotiomycetes; Helotiales; Sclerotiniaceae.